Helicoverpa zea (corn earworm) is the source of this 13593-nucleotide messenger RNA. It is a transcript of the gene bchs, whose product is annotated as WD repeat and FYVE domain-containing protein 3. Lineage: Eukaryota; Metazoa; Arthropoda; Insecta; Lepidoptera; Noctuidae. Gene Ontology annotation, molecular function: protein binding; metal ion binding. The transcript is spliced from 55 exons. The record is from RefSeq and is a predicted model, not a curated record. The coding region runs from base 311 to 11080 and encodes 3589 amino acids.
AAAAUAUAGUCUGUAUGUGUGGGCGUACGAAAGUACCUAUCAGAAAAUAAUCAAUCAAUUUACAAAAGAAAAACCAAGAAAAAAAUAAUUAUCGUCAUAAAUAGAUAUUUUUAGUUCAUCCAUAUUAAGUUAUGUAUUUCAUAAACAUUUUAAAUGUCUAUUAACUGUGCAAAAUGGUGGUAUCAUUUCAUAUUAUUUAAAUGAAAAUCAAUGUUUAUUGUUAUUUUAUAAAAAUGUUUAUUUCUACAUAAAAUCCAAAAACAAAAAAAUGUGCUUGAUAGUGUAAACGUAACGAUUUGGAAAUCCAAAAAUGAAUCUAAUGCGCAAAUUGCGUGGGGCGACUACUUCGGCAUCUCCUGAGAGUGCCGAGGCUUCCAGCUCGUCGUCUCACGUCCAACUUGGCCUCAUGCAUCUGAAGAAACUAUUUGCGGAGUAUACACAUCCACCGCAACCCCUUACAGAUGCCGAAAAGGAUGAUAAACUGUACAAUAUGCUACCUCUUUUUUGUAAGGUGUUUGGCACUAGUCCAUCAAGUGAGAUGAAUGAAAAGUUCUGGGAUAUCCUAUCAUUCUGUCAGCAAGUUUCCAAGCUUAUGGUGUCAGAGAUAAGAAAAAGGGCUAGUAACCAAAGUACGGAGGCAGCUAGCUGUGCUAUUGCUAAGUUCCUAGAAAUAGAAAAUUCUGAGGAAUCGAGUAAUGGCUGGAUGUUACUGUCAACACUAAACCUCUUGGCUGCCGGUGAUCAGUCAUUAAUACAGGUCAUGACCACUGCAUCAAUACCGUCAACAUUAGUGAAAUGUUUAUACCUAUUCUUUGAUCUACCUGAAAUACCGGAAUCGGAAGCAGAUGUUCAAGAUGGGAAUAGUGAUUUUACACCAAGAGAAAGGCGAAUAUUACUGCAGAAAAUAUUUGUACAGGUUCUUGUGAGAUUAUGCAGUCAUCCCUUUCCAUGUGAGGAGCUAGCACGAAAAGAUGAUCUCAGUUUACUAUUCUCUGCUAUAACUUCGUGGUGUGCUCCACACAACAUCAUGUGGAGGAAAUCUGCAGCUGAAGUGCUCAUGACCUUAUCUAGACAUGGUUUGACGCAAUCUGUUGUUCAGUACAUACAUAAUAAAGGAUGUGUGGCACUUUGCAUAGAAAAUAUGCAAAGGAUACCAGAAUUGACACCUCUAGAGGUUGUCGAAAUGUUCGUAGCAGUAUUCUGUUUCCUAAAGGAUUCAAGUGAAGUUAGUCAAUUAUUACUGGAUGAUUUCCGUUCUUGCCAAGGCUACUUAUUUCUAUCUGAAUUUCUUCUAAAACAUGAGAGACAAGGUGUACCCGAUUAUUUGACAUCAGGGUUAGAAGAAGAGCGUGUGAGUGGUACGGAAGCGCGGGCCGCUUUACGUAACCUCGUACUGAUGAUUUCGUCCCUGUGUGCGUGCGGCUUCUCCGAGCUGCGACCGACGCGCGCCAACACUGAACUGUUUCAACUGCAGGGCUUUGUCUUACCGCAGCCAACGACCCCAGGCCAGGCCGUGAGGAAUGUACAAGCUUUUCAGGUGUUACAAUCAGUAUUUAUGAAGUCAACUUCCCCGGCGUUAUGCUGCACGAUAUUAGACGCGAUAUCGAGCGUGUAUCACGCCGACAAUGCAAACUAUUUCAUACUGGAAAAUCAAAACACACUGAGUCAAUUCUCGGAAAGAAUUUACACUAAGAACGCUGAAAUACAAGAAAAAUUCUUCGAAUUGCUCGAGUUUAUUGUUUUCCAACUAAAUUUCGUGCCGUGCAAGGAAUUAAUAUCGCUGUCGCUUUUAUUGAAAGCGAAUAGAUCGAGAACGUGUAGUAUAUUGUGUAUGAAAACACUUUUGAAUAUUUUAAAACAUAACGCAAUUUUCAAAGACGUUUAUCGGGAAGUUGGUAUGCUAGAAGUUUUCGUGACGUGCUUGUCCCGUUACGCAGUAUUCCUAAAAGACAAACAAAUUCUUGAAGAAGAAAGGAGCAAAAGAGACCCAUCCGAUUCGCCUUCCCACGAACAGGCACCCAAUGAGUCCCCCAAAGCUCCCGAAAGGAAGAAAAGACAGUCGACCCGACAUGAUUCGUUGAUCAGAGACCCCAAUUUGGACGAAGAAGAAGAGGAACUAGGAUCAUUAGUGAUGGAAGGCCUUACAGCGUUGUUGAACGCGAACUCUAACAAUUGCAAUGUGUUCCGAGAUUGUGGCGGGGCAAAAUGUGUGCAUGGGAUGGUUGUGUAUGAAUCUUGUAGAAGUAAGGCUUUAGGUGUGGUAAGAGAACUAAUAGUGAGUGGGUCAGGUGAGGAGGAUAUGUCUGCAUUGCUUUGCGGAAUGCAUGCAGCACCUAACGAUGCGCUUCUACUGAAAUUGCAUAUAUUGAAAGCCUUGCUGGCUUGUUUGCGGGACUCACAUCGGACCAGAACUAUUUUUAGAAAGGUCAGCGGUUUUGUAUACGUAACAAGUGUUCUAGUCUCUUUGGAAGGCAAACUGAAAGGCGAUGAGCCAAUGGACAAAGAUAUGCUACAGCUAAUACAUAUUGUGUUCUACACUAUUAGUACGGCUAUGAGAUUUGAGCCGGCUAAUGCGAAGUUUUUUCAUCACGAGAUAUGCAUGACAACCCUUUGUGAGACGAUACGUCUUUUAGGCUGUUUUAUAAAUGAGACGGAACUACAGAAUGACACGGAACCUGGUGAUGCGGAACUCUACGAAGUUUUUCACGAAAUAUUUACAAGCAAUAUAUUAGAAAUGACUUUUCCUGAAAAAGUACCAGUAGUGUUUGUGCAUGCGUGCAUAAUUCUGCGACUUUUGUACGACGUCGCGUUGGACUCUUUCGAUAAGCCUACUUUCUGCGGAUCGCUCAAUGUCAAAUCUCCAAGUUUGACUCGUCAGAGCUCUGCUAUUAAUGAGUCAAAACCAGCUGGUAGAACAGCCCCUUUAAACUUAUCGACGGGCAGUAACAACGGCGAGGCGUGGGUGAUCCACUCGGGAGUAGUGAUAGUUCUCGCUAAGCUAUUACCGGCCUUGCCUCGACCUCCCGAACAUGAGGCACAUGCGAGAGCUAUACGGGAUUAUUUGGCGCACGUUCUUAAAAGCCUCGUGAGGAGCGAACGCAACCAGCAAGUGAUGUGCGGUGCGGGGCUUGCGGGCGUAGUGCUCCGUGUGUGCGGGGCGGCACUGCGGGCUGAACGGCAUCCCUUACACGCGCCUGCCAUGUAUAUGUUGGAAAGACUCGCUGCCCACGCGCUUAGACCUUCCGAACUCAGGGAAUUCUUGCGAAUGGGUAACCCUUUAAAUUGCGUGGCCCCAGAACCUGGACAGGUUUGUAAACCUGGUGGGCCCGUACCACUUACUAGGAUCAAAACUUUAGUAUCGAUGACGACGCCUAGAGAUUACAGAUCUCAAAAUUCUUGUACUCUCCCUCCAUUUGUCGAAUUCGACAUGUCAGCCGAAGGGUUUGGCUGCCUAUACUUGCCAAGUAUAGCGCCCCAAUCGGCCAAUCUAAACGCUCUCGGAACGCAAGACACUGCCACUUUAGGUGGAAUUGGUUCAGGUAGUUGGCGGCCCAGUGACCGCGUGUUUCCGCCACAAACUGGCCUUACGUACUCGACUUGGAUAUGUGUCGAGAAGUAUUCGGAUCCCCGCUCGGACCCCCACUGUGUCCGCUUGUUGACACUAGUGCGGAAUAUAAAUAACAGUCGGGAUGAACAUCUCGUUUGUCUCACCAUGGUAUUGUCGGCGAGAGACAAGGCUAUCAUUAUAUCUACGCAGGAAACUUUAGUGCCACACAAUGUCGGUGAAUGGGAGCCCGAAGGUUCAGGCGAAUGUGGGGCCCGAGUGUGGUGUCCAGAUCUACAACACGAAGGACAAUGGCACCAUCUCGUGCUGGUACUCAAUCGGGCUGUGCUCAAGAACUCUUCCUUCUCAUUGUAUUUAGAUGGCCAGCACAUGCACUCGGGUAAGUUACACUACGUGAGCGCGAACCCGGGCGGCGGCGCGGCCACGCUGUCGGGCGCCUCCAGCGUGUACUGCGUGCUGGGCACCCCGCCGCACUGGCGGAGGUACUCCAAGCUCGUGUGGCGACAGGGACCCGCGCUGUUGUUGGAAGAUGUCCUUCCAGCGCAAACAGUAUCCAUAGUCUACCAAUUAGGUCCACACUACGUCGGCACGCUUCAAGCACCCUUACCAUCGGGACAAUACCAAGAACCAUUAGCCCCUCUAGUCGCCGAAGAAAAGGUCGUAUUCGGCAUCAACGCGCGUGCAAUGUCGCAACUGACAUUGGCUAAGAUACGUAAAGUUUACAGUAAGAAUGAUAACAAGGCUAUAGCGAAAAUGUUGGGGAUGUCGUCCCAUGAGAAUGCGACACCUAUCAGGAUAUUGCACAACUCUGCAGGACAUCUUAUGGGCCCAGCUAGGUGUUUGGGAGGGACGGUCGUGGGCUAUUUGGGCGUGAGAGUAUUUUGUCCGAAGCCUGCUGCCAUCAUGAUUGAUACAGUUGGUGGCUGUUCAGUAUUAUUAGGUUUAAUAGCGAUGGCUCAAGACGUGGAAUGUUUGUACGCAAGUGUGAAAGCUCUUGUAUGCGUAGUACGGUCAAAUAAGGCUGCACAAGCAGAGAUGGACAGACGGAAAGGAUACCAAACUUUGGCCAUGUUGCUGAAGAGAAAGAAACAAUUGCUCAACUCACAUAUACUUCAUCUCAUUUUUGGUCUCGUCGGAACUGUUGAUAGUCAGAAAGAAACUUCUUCCAUUCCUAACUUAACUGCCUUUCAAGAUUUAAUAUGCGAGCUAGAAGUAUGGCUCGGCGCUCCAGGUGGUCUAAUCAAGUCCCUCUUGGAACAUCUGCUAGAACUGGCGACGGAAACAGCGCACAGAACGCACAAUCUUCGCACAAUGAGGGAGUUACAACUCGUUUCUAAGCUCCUCUACAUUAUAAACGACGUCAAAGUUGUUAGCACAAGGAAUGUCCUCAUACAGUUAUUAGCUGCUUUAUUAGGAGGGCAACCACGACCGAGUGAUCUACUAUGCUUGGGUCAAUUCAUGGCGUUUACUUUACCAUUACCAUCGCAGACAGAAAAAUGGAUAAACCCCAAGGAAAGUGACUGUGAGAGUGAGGGAGAACAAAUUAUAUUAAGAAACAAAUGCUUCAAUGUUAUACAUGGCCUGUUAUUUACUGCGAGAAACUUGGUUAACACGAUAGUCUGUGAAGAGAUAUCGCGAGUGUUAGGAAUGGAUUGGCUGCUCAGUUUCAUGUUGGAGAAUGUUCAUCCAACCUCUGUUCUGUGGGCGUUGAGGAUAAUGGUUGUCCUGUGUUCCGGACAAGGACAGCAAUCGGCUAUCAUGCAAAGGUUUAGGGAAGGUAUCGGUAACGGAGGUUGGUUGCGCCACACAGAGAUGAUAGCUCAACCACAACAAGCUGGCGUUGUCAUGACAACCACUGUGCACUCUAACUCGCAUCUACACACGUCAUUAUUGCAUACUCCCGGCUUCACACUACUGGCGUGGUUGGUACCAGCACACCUUCAAAUCCCAGAGCUAUACUACCUCCUUUUCGGACUUACCCUGGGUCAGCCAGUUCGCGCCAUGUGCUCAGAACGCACGGUCUCCGUGGAACGCGUGUGGGGGGCAGCUUGGGGGGCGGCCGCCCCUGCUCGACAGUCCCCUGCCGCACUGUCUGCGAGAAUCACUCUAUGUUCCGACGCUGUUGUUGUACUGCUGGCCGCUGUGAGGGCUUUAGUACACGCAGACAGGUCUAACUCACCGGAAUGGCUCGCUGAUCAUCCUGUUGCUAUUGUGCAGGUCCUAUUUUCGCUAUACAACACGCUACCCGAUUUCGUUCCCAUAAUGAUGAUGGCCGAAGUUUUGACAGCUCUGGCAGCUAUCCUCUUUCCACCGAACUCUACGGAUGACAUUCACAUGCCAAUAUGCGAGAGUGGUGAAAGUUCGGGAGCAUCGACGCCAGGAUCUGAGAAGGAAGUUAUAGUGGGUGCCAGUCAAGCCGGGAUGCUAACGCAACACCCUGUGAGGCAAGGCGUUAUGGACUUCUUACGCGUGAUCGUUCUCGACUCACUGCCGCUCAACGUUACCGGCAAAACCGCUCCGAACGCCGAAAAUGCGACUGACUCAGUGCCACCGUCAAUGUUUUGUACUCCAUGUAGCUCCGGUCCAGGGAGAUCCUACUUUUAUUGCGUAAUUGACUUGGUUUUGGAUGCUUCACCGCCAAAUUCAACCAGCCAGCAGCAAAUAGAGUAUCAAACGGAGGUUUUAACCACACUCAUGGAGAAUUUAUUGAACACUGAACUAUUUGGAUCAGAGUCGAACAUAUCCAACGUUUGUUAUUUAGCCGCUAGGCUGGUUGAUAAGCUAUGGCAGGGACAACUUUCUAGAGAUCCUCACGAGGUGUUCGAUUUCAUAGUAAAGCUAAUAACUCAAGCGAAAAAGAAGUCGUCAGUGAUAUCUCUGGAAGGAUUGCAUCAUUGUCUGAACCGAACUAUUCUGUUUCUCCUGUCUCGCUCUACUGACUCGAUCGCGGAUCAAAUGUCUGUUUUGGAAGCGUUGCAUAAGCUGACGACUAACAGGCUACUUAUAUUUGGAGCGGGUAAUCACGAAUUGGAAUUCAUCGGUUGCCUCACGUACUGCUUGCUGCAGUUGAGCUCAAACAUGAAGAUCGCUCUAGACUCCCACAUGAGAACCACGUGGCACGUUAACCCUAGCGGUGACCUCGAGUCGAGGGAUGAUAAGCUUACUACACAUCAAGGACGCAACCUAAUGGCCGGUGCGGCUAGACGGGUUUGGGAAGAACUAUACGUAUGCAAGAAGCCUGCGAUAGAAGAAGUUUUUAAAAUAACACUAUUGUUGCCCCUCGGGAACGCUCGCGCUCCCGACCUCACGGCCGUCAGGGAACAGCUCAAUGAGAGUGCGCAUAAACUGUGGAUUAACUAUAUCGAUAUUGAGAGAAAGGCAACAUACCGUGUCCCAUGGGAGCUUCACAAUCAGAUUCAGUCGAAGAUACAGAAAGUGACAGGCGGUCUGACCCGACUCGCGUCCCGAACUAAAGUGAAGAAGGAGGAUUCUGCUAAACAGCGGUCUAACCCGCCGCGAGACCAUGCGUUGGCUUAUAUGCAGGAUCAUGUGCAGCUUGUGAGACAAGCAUGGUGCGGCGUAGUAAGCGGUGCUGGCAACACUCGGCUGCACACUCUUCGCUACGUGCAGGCGGAGUGGGCGGGCGCGUGGCGCGAGUUGACUCGCGAGCGAGCUCUGUGGGGCCCGCCGCGGGCCCCCGCGCUCGCCAAGUGGGCACUGGACUGCACGGAGGGGCCCGCGCGUAUGCGCAAGAUGCUGCGCCGCAACCUCGCCUUCUACGCGCACUACCCCUACAGACCUGAACUGCAUAACUCCGACAAUAAACAACUGAAAUACAAAGUGGCUCAAAGUCUGGACAGCAAGGAGUACUACCGUAUUUACCAACAAUGGCGGGCUGCAGGCAAUCUGGGAGAAGUAGAAGGCGCCGAGCCCACUGACAUUCCUGAAACUACCGACGAACCUACCACUAGUGGCGAUACUUCCCUUGAUGUGGCCAACGGUGACGGGUCACCGUCAGACCUUGUUAGUAGCGGCGUCGUGAGCCGCGGUACUAAUCAAUCGUCUGGCGAAGCGAACGAAGACGGACCUGAUAACGAGGAUGAAGAUGAACAACCAACUCCGCCGCCUGAUAACCAAACGUUAUUACGACUUCUAGAACAUCAUGAAAAGAUCUCCCACAUGUUCCGCUGCGCAAGGAUACAAGGCUUAGACACGACAGAGGGUCUUCUAUUAUUCGGUCGCGAACACUGCUAUGUAAUAGACGGGUUUACUUUGCUCAAGAACAGAGAGAUACGGGAUUUGGACAGUUGUCCUGAUGACUAUGAGCCUAUUCUACCGGCUCAAGGCAUACAGAGGAGCAAUCAGAGGCAGUGCUCCAAAUUCUUGUAUGAAGACAUUCGGGAGGUACACAAAAGGAGGUAUCUAUUGCAGCCCAUAGCGUUGGAAGUGUUCUCAAGUGACGGCAGAAAUUACUUGCUCGCUUUUCCAAGAAAAGUGCGGAACAAGGUAUACAGCCGCUUCACAGCGCUGGCGACGGGCAUGGCGGACAGCGCGGCGGGCUCGGUGGCGGGACAGAAGCGCGGCGUGGCUGUGGAACAGCCGGCCGGCCUGCUCGCCACUCUUAUCGGCGAUACCUCCGUCACGCAGCGGUGGCUGCGUGGUGAAAUAUCGAACUUCCAAUAUUUGAUGCACCUGAACACUCUGGCGGGUCGCUCGUACAAUGACCUGAUGCAGUACCCAGUGUUCCCUUGGAUCCUCGCUGACUAUGACUCGUUGGAACUGGACCUUAAUGACCCGGCCACUUUCCGCGAUCUCACUAAACCUAUGGGCGCUCAGAGUCCUGAUAGGUUGGAGCAGUUUAGGAAACGAUAUAAGGAAUGGGACGACCCUCACGGAGAAACUCCUCCGUACCACUACGGCACUCACUACUCAUCCGCUAUGAUUGUGUGUUCCUAUCUAGUCAGGAUGGAACCAUUCACGCAACACUUUCUCAAACUACAAGGCGGACAUUUUGAUUUAGCUGACAGAAUGUUCCAUUCGAUAAAGGAAGCGUGGAAUUCAGCGUCGAGACAUAACAUGGCUGAUGUAAAAGAAUUGAUACCGGAGUUUUUCUACUUACCAGAGUUUUUAGUCAACUCCAACAAUUUUGAUUUAGGCUGCAAGCAGUCAGGCGUGGCUCUGGGCGACGUGGUGCUGCCGGCGUGGGCGCGCGGCGACCCGCGCGAGUUCAUCCGCGCGCACCGCGCCGCGCUGGAGUCGGACUACGUGUCGCACCGCCUGCACCACUGGAUCGACCUCGUGUUCGGCUACAAGCAGCAGGGCAGCCCGGCCGUGGACGCCUGCAACGUCUUCCAUCACCUGUUCUAUGAGGGCAACGUCGAUAUAUACAAUAUCGACGAUCCUCUAAAGAAAAACGCGACAAUCGGCUUCAUAAAUAACUUUGGUCAAAUACCAAAGCAACUGUUCAAGAAAGCCCACCCUAGCAAGAAGAUGUCACAGCGAAGUUCCACUAUACUAGAUCCGAACAAUAUAAUACCGUCUCAAGGUAUCACGCCACCGGAGAAACUAUUCUUCCAUAAUUUGGAAAACUUGAGGCCUUCCUUACAACCUGUUAAAGAAGUAAAAGGCCCAGUCGGCCAGAUCUUGUACACAGACAAAGCUAUCUUAGCAGUAGAACAAAACAAGGUUUUAAUGCCCCCUACCUACAAUAAGUACGUGGCGUGGGGCUUUGCGGACCAUUCGCUGCGUAUCGGCAACUAUGAUAAUGAUAAAGCAGUGUUUGUAUGCGAGACUGUGGCGCAGGCCUGUGGGGAGAUUGUGACCUGUGUCUGUCCGUCUGAUAAGACUAUUGUUACUGCGGGUACUAGCACGGUGGUAACAGUAUGGCAAUACUGGGCCCGUCGUCGUCGUCUAGCCGUCAAAGUCUGUCUGUACGGUCACGAGGAAGCAGUGACUUGCCUAGCCGCCAGUCCUGCUUACAACCUCGUGGUGAGCGGCAGUCGUGACGGUCAGGCCAUCGUGUGGGAUGUGGAGCGAGGGACGUUUAUACGGCAGUUACUGCCGCCGCAAUCUUAUGGACCACCGCCCCCUGUGUCGGCGUUGGCUAUUGAUGAUCUUACUGGUGACAUAGCAACUUGCAGCGGCAGCUGGCUAUACGCGUGGUCGAUCAACGGCGAGCUGUUAGGCGCAGUGGACACUAUCGGCGGCCGCGAGCGCAGCCAGCAGGUGCUGUGUGUCGCCUUCAGCCAGACCAGGGAGUGGGACCCGCUCAACGUCAUCAUUACUGGCUCCACUGAUGGCGUUGUUAGGAUGUGGUCAAUAGACUACAUAGCGGAAACAGCGGACGAACAAACGGAGAGCUUAGAAGGCGGUAGCGUGGACCCUGUCAGUUCCGUAGAUAUUGACAAAGAUAAGGACGAACAGAAACUAUCUGUUCAAGAGAGCGAAGAAGCUAAGUCUGAUAGUGAAGUGAAAGAUGGGGAAGUUAAGACUGAGGACACAGAGCCGGCUGGCGAGCAAGAAAGGGAAGCCGCCAUUAAAAGAGUCGAGGAGCUGGUCAAACAGAUGAGCUUGUCGCAGGAGAAAGAAGGUACUCUAACAAAGUCAGGUUCAGAAAGUUCGCUAUCAGACGCAUGCGAAACGACAAGCGCCAAGGAAUCUGCGCGAAGACACGACGAAAAGGACACGUGCAGUGACAAUGAGGAAACUCAAGAGUACUCGGAAAACGUGGAAACCAAGGAGGAACCUAUUGAUUCUUGUGAUGAAGCUAAACAGGAGUAUAACAAUGAUAAAGACUUGGAUGCUGAGAAAGAUUCGCAUAGAAGCAAACUGCAGAAGCAAGGACAUGUCAUGCUUCGAAGAAAGUCGAAGGGGAAUCCAUUGUAUCGUAAAAGCGGAGGCAGCAUAGGCGAGUCGAGUGAAUCCUGUUCGCUCGACACGACGGGUCCGUCAUGCGAGCCCAGCACGGAGAGCGGGCUGCGGGCCAGCAAGUCCGACACCAGCCUCACAGACUCCUUCGUGGUGGUGUCCGCGCCCGCCUCGCCCGCGCCUCGCGUGCCCGCUAAGAUACAGCCCGCUACUGUUGAUAUAGAAUCAGGCAUCAAAUGGAUCCGUCGGCUAGUUCUUCGCGGCAAGCUGACGAUGCACACGGCGUACGAGCGUCGCGACAACGCCUGCCCCGCCUCCGUCACCGCCGUCGCCGCCGCCAGGAGCGGCCGCGGCCUGGCGGUGGGAGACGCCAGGGGACGGAUUUUCCGCUGGUCAGCUCCCGAUAUGUCUAGCGCAUCUGGAGCAAAGGGCGGCCCGGCUGAUCACUGGAUACGAGAUGACACAGCACCUUAUUGCACACAAUGCCAGGUUCGUUUCACGGCGCUAGAGCGUCGCCACCACUGCCGCGAGUGCGGCGCGGUGUUCUGCGGGCGCUGCUCGCGCUACGAGGCGCCCGUGCGGCGCCUGCGCGCGCUGCGCCCCGUGCGCGUGUGCCAGCGCUGCCACGACAACAUCACGCAGCGGUAGACUAAAUAACGUGACACAUCACUCCACUCACAAUUAUAGUCUUACCGUUCCUUGGUGCAGUUGACAGUUGCUGUCAAUCUGACAUCUGUCAACUGCAAAAAACGUUCGGUAUCUUUAUAAAUUUUCUUUUCGUCUCAAUCCUAAAAAGUCUGACAAUUCAGAUGUGCCCCAUUUUAAGUUCAGAUACAGCUCACGUUAAAAAACCGUGCCCCUCCGAAGCUGAUUUUCAGCCGGUUAAUGGUUACCAUUCCGCGGGUGGUGGACCACAGACUUUGUCGUGAGCUCGAUGUAUUAUUGUAUAUUGUCAAAAUAUUAACAAUAUAUUAUAUGUAUUGGAAAAACCAGGAGGUAUAAGGCUUAUUUUCACAGUUACACACAUCUAGACAGAAUAUGUAUUCUAAAACACUUAUGGCCUUACUACAAAAACUUUAAACCCUCACUUGUCUAAUAAAAUUUUGGCUACAAAAUGAACCAUAUGUCAACGUCAUAAUUUGAAAUUUUUUUAGACAAGGCAUAAACUGACGUUUAAAAGUUUUUGUGGUAAGACGGAUUUUGUUUAGGAUUUAGGUACUAAGAAGUAGCCCAAGUAUUGGUAUCGUCCGGACUUUCCUAGACUAACCACUACUAAUGUGGACGUCAGGCCAGUCCUAAUGGUUUUAAGCGAAAGUAUUGAUGUCGAGGUGUGCCUAUUUGUAUUAUCAUGAGAAUAAGGUAUUAACAGAUGUCAUUAACCAAUCGAGUAUUUUAUAAGAUUCUUCCCAACUUAUGAAAUAUGGUUAACAUCAUCACAAUAAUGGACUAGUGUGCUCUAAAAUUUUCGAACAGGCCUGAAAUGCGUUAUUCCAAUUACAAUCAUUUCUGAAGCGCAAUCAGCUUCUUGGAUGUAGAUCCAAAAUUCUGUAUUCAGCUCAUAAAUUUAAAAUUUCCUUAUACCAAAAUAUUGCUUAAUUUGCGUUAAAUUUACCGCCAAAGUUAUUUUCUAUUUAAAAUUUACAAGCGUCUGUUUCUAGUUCCGUUUUUUAAUGUAUUUUAUUAUUAUUAUCAAUUUAUUUAUGAAAUUAUAUUAUUUAUGGUGCUGCUUAUUUUUUUUUAUUAAAACAGUAUUAAUACGAUUAGGUAAUUGUACAAUUAUUGUUUUUAAUAUUAUUUAAGAUAGAUCUCAGAAAUCUCGAUGUUUAUUAGUUUGUAUUUGCUAAAAUAUUUAAUGAAUUAUCAUAUUGAGUUAAUAUAUUUGUUUAAAAUCGAAUUAAAUGUUGAAGUCAAAUUAGAAAGAUAUUACGUUAAAAUUGUGAUAUGAUAUUUAGUUUGUUAAAGAUUUAGCUACAUCAUCAAUGUAUAAAAUUCAUUCCACUUUCCAGUGUUGCGAUGGAAUUUCAUGUGAAUAUAAAUUAGUGCUAGUCAUAUUUUUGUACCUAUAUUUUAUUUAUCUGUGGGUUAUUCUUCCUCGCAUUGAUAUAUUAAGUGUAUUGAUGUCAUUGAAUUUGAGUUAUGUUUAUGAAUGUUUUGUAUGUAGCUGUAGCUCCCGGCUUACGCAUUUAUAAGCUACAUUCCUAGUCGCGAACGUACAAGUCUGCGUUAAUUAUUUAGAGCAGAACUGCAACUGAGUGUAUUACAACAUAAUCAUAAUAAAUAUCUACUGUGCUGGAGCUAUGUUGAUGUAUUUUAAACUAAACAUACAGUUAUUAUUAUAAUUAACCAAUUACCAAUGUAUGCAAUUUAAUAUAAUGCUUUCAUAUUUCACUGUUUAUCUAUGACAGGGUACUUUUAAUGCGUUGUACUCACAAAAUUAUGUAUUCGUCACUAUGCGUAUGUGUUACUUGUACUGAAAUGUUUUAAAUGUUAUUCAAUAGACGAUGUAUUUUAAUUAACCGAAUAAUUAUUUGAUAUAAAACCUGAAACUCUUCUUUGGAAGUUUGUUUCGACGUAUGAAUGUUACUAUUUCCGAGUCAAAUCGUAAAAUUUGCAGAUUUUUUCUAUUAGCAGUUACAUGUAUGCAUAGUAAACAAUUAAAGUCGAUAUAAUACAAUAAAUGCCAAUAUUGUCCGCUUGGACAGGUAUUAAAUAAAUGUAUGUCCAUAGAUAAAAUGUAUAAGAUUUAAAAGUGGUAUUUAUCAAAGAAAACACCUUCACAAAUCUUGCCCGAGUAAAUAAAAAUAUUGUAAAAAAUAUGCAUUCGCAAUUUUCUAUAUUUUAUAACUCAAAAAAAAAAGAAAUUAGUAAAAGAUUAUCUUGAAUUAAUGAAAAAGAUUAUUAUGAAGUUUGAAAUACUAUAAUCUUGCUUUGAAUACUGUAAGUUACGUAAUUUAUUGGGUCGUUUAGUGUCUGUAGCAACGUUAAAUAUAACAAUUAGUAAUGUAAGUGGAUGUUUCUUAGUCACCUGACCUGUCAUGUAUAGAAAAAUAAUUUACAGACAAUAUAAUACGUUGUUUAGGUAGUACGUAGGCACUGAAGUUUAUGCCGUUGACUAAUGUAUUCAUGUACCCAUAAAUGAAUAAAGUGGUGCAGCAAACCAA